Messenger RNA from Acipenser ruthenus (sterlet), 1485 nucleotides. Its product is annotated as protein Mis18-beta-like. Gene Ontology annotation, cellular component: chromatin; chromosome, centromeric region; nucleus. Lineage: Eukaryota; Metazoa; Chordata; Actinopteri; Acipenseriformes; Acipenseridae. Bases 112 to 975 code for a protein of 287 amino acids. The record is from RefSeq and is a predicted model, not a curated record. The transcript is spliced from 5 exons. Gene Ontology annotation, biological process: chromosome segregation; CENP-A containing chromatin assembly.
CUUCGUUGUCUCUGAUUGGUUUAAGAAGUUUAAUGACGGAAAAAGCUUAAGGUUCAAUGUUGAGAGCUGCUGGGCGGGCUUGGUUUAAAAUGUGCAUGAGACCUGGAAGAUAUGGCUUUUAGUAAGAGCUCUGCAAAACGCGAUAUAAUUGCCAGAUUAUCCAAUAUCAAUAUAAACACAGACAAAAAGACCCCUCAAAAAAAUACUUACAUUACUCCUGUAUUCGGAGGUACUUGCGAAGAAACUUUAGUUGGUGAACACGCACUUAGGCAGAAUGCUGGGAAAUAUUUCAUGCAAGACCACCAAGUGCUGGGGAUGGUUUUGCCGAAUGUCACUUAUGAUGUGUCUGAUGAGCUUUCCUAUGAUAAAACUAUGAGCAGUCAGUGCUACAACAAAGUCGCAAAACAGCCUUUUCGACAAGGUGACGACAGCCUCCUCAUUGGAAUUUCACAGAACGCCACUUACGAAGUACCGAACGAUCUCCAGACAACAUCCCAUUCUGCUUUUCUGUGCAGCCACUGCAAUACGGUGAUGGGGGAUUCUCUUAAUACGUGCGGAGACGACAAACGACUGAACGUGAUCAUCUGCCUCAAGGUUACUGAUGAUGUGGUGGUAGAAGAUGAGCUGCAGUUUGGGCUGCAAGGAAAAGUCUCUGGAUGUGUCUAUAAACCCCUGCAGUGUGGAUGCUGCCAGUCCGCUGUGGGCAUGGUGCUGCACUCCACUGCCAGAGCUUUCACCUCUCUCAGGAAACUCUUUCUCCUUCACAAGGAGAACAUCAGCUGCUAUGUCUUGCAGUCUAGAAAUAUGGUUCCAGCUACUGAGAUGAACUUUGAACUCAAAACUUCACAGAUGGCUAUUAAAGAGUUAAAGCAGGAGCUUGUGGAUUUGAACAACAGGCUGGAGUUAGUUGAGCAAAGAUUAGGCCAUGGUUUUACACAAGAUGCCACCCUUACCAUGGAGAUGACCCGGAAAUAACCUCUCCAGAGCCAGCCAUGCUUCCACACGGUUACCGCUGUUUACCCAUCUGCUUUUCAGCUCCAUAGCCACAUGUUCUUUGUGUUGCUGCUGUUGUGUUUUAAUACAAUGUCAUUCAAAAUAAUAGGUUUCCACAAAACAAAUGUUACUGUCAAACUGUGUACAUAAAAAGGAAAGACCAACCAUACAGUCCUAUAUCCCACUGGCACACACUGAAAUUCAAACAUCUACUGUGAAUUAUAAUCGAGUCCAAAAAGCAUCCCCACCUCUACAGAUGUACCCAUUUCAGCAUGAGCGCUGUCAUUCUAAAUUAUAACCGUCAUGUAAAUCAGUUUUGCUCAAAAGUGAAGGGGUAACUUGAUUUGUUCAGUUUAUUUAUUUUCAGUUACCGCUGUUUAUCCAUCUGCUUUUCACUUACAGAAAUGCUAUCUAGUUCCAUAGCCAAAUGUUGUUGUUUUGUUGUUGUUGCUGCUGCUGUUGUUUUAAUAAAAUGUAAUUCUAAAUAAUGUU